Messenger RNA from Glycine soja, 1226 nucleotides. Its product is annotated as 1,2-dihydroxy-3-keto-5-methylthiopentene dioxygenase 4-like. Bases 104 to 709 code for a protein of 201 amino acids. The transcript has 6 exons. NCBI's taxonomy places the organism in Eukaryota, Viridiplantae, Streptophyta, Magnoliopsida, Fabales, Fabaceae. The record is from RefSeq and is a predicted model, not a curated record. Gene Ontology annotation, molecular function: acireductone dioxygenase [iron(II)-requiring] activity.
ACUCAAACAAUCUGAAAAAAAAAACCCGACGAUAACGAUAUUCUUUUUCUGGGUGGAAACACCCGCCACACGUACGUACACAGGUCACGCGACGGAAGAAGAGAUGAUAGAGAGAACGAGCCAGAGUAAGAAAGGAGUGUCAUUCAUGGCGAUUGAGGCAUGGUUGAUGGACGAUAGCAAUGAAGAUCCAAGGCUUUCUCACCGUCGCAAUCCCAACGAAUCAGUUUCAUUGGACCAAUUAGCAGAAUUGGGUGUGUUAUACUGGAAGUUCAAUCCAACUAUCUAUGAGAACGAUCAAGAGUUGACCAAGAUUAGACAAGAUAGGGGAUACAACUACAUGGACCUGCUUGAUUUAUGCCCAGAAAAGGUGGAAAAUUAUGAACAGAAGUUGAAGAACUUCUACACUGAGCACAUUCAUCAGGAUGAAGAGAUUCGUUAUUGUUUGGAAGGAAGUGGCUACUUUGACGUGCGGGACAAGGAUGAUCGCUGGAUUCGCAUUUUGAUCAAGGCUGGUGAUCUUAUCAUUUUACCAGCAGGAAUUUAUCAUCGCUUCACCCUAGACCCAAGUAACUAUGUGAAGUUAAUGAGGCUGUUUAAGGGCGAGCCAGUGUGGACAGCAUAUAAUAGACCACAGGAAGACAAUCCUGCUAGAAAGGAAUACAUUAAGGGCCUAACUGAGAAAUUUGGAGUGCCACUUGCAGCUCAUUAGGGCCCUGAAAUACACUAGUAUAUCUUGUUUCAGAUAUUAAUCACAGCUUAAGGUCUGUGAUGUAAUUGUUGGUAUAAUAUUUGUGUAGUUUUACCAUGAGUAGACUUGUCUAUGAACCUGAAACAUACCAAGCAUGAGAUGAAACAGACCUAAGAGCAUAUGAUAUAUGUUUACAUACUACUAGCUUUUGUCUCUGUGAAGCUGCUAUUAUGUUCUGUUAGCCCGUGUUCAGUUGUUUAGAUCAAGUUUUUUCCUUUGAGGAGAUAGUGAUACUGGCAUAUAUUCACGUGAUGUAGGCUUUGAACGGAUCCCUUAAGCACUCAUCACCUUCCACUGAAUAUUGCUGGAAAACCAAUCAUAGAUAAAUCCCUCCACCACCAUGAAGGCUUUGAUGAGACCCCGCGUCUAAGUCCCUCCACCCCCGUGUUGUGUUCCAUGUUUGCUUCAAUGUCCACGGCUUUCUAAGCUAAUAUUGAUGAAUGUGUGAGAUGGAAUGGAAUAUGAGUUCAAUUUUGUA